ACUAGUUCACUUGUCAAGAUUACCAUAAAUACCGACAAAGUCCUAGCUGGAAUUUUUCUGGUGUCAACCUGUUAGCGUUGUUCAGUGCCAUAACUUUCUCCGAGAGCCAGCUCGCAGUCUGUGAUGCCUCAGACGUUUCUUUUCGCAGCUAAGUGGCCUAUAUAACCAAAGCUGUGUAAAAAAACGGUUUUGUGCACUACUCAACCAAUCCGAAGGUCUUACUGGUCUAACUGCAUUUUUUUUAAUCUGUGCGGUUCAGCCUAUAGGCCACAUUACUCGUAUCAGAAGGAGCCUCAUGAGCAAGCAGGUUUUUUCAAAGCUUGGGCUGAUUCUGGCAACGAAAUGAAAUACUUAUCCAAGCUUCCCCUUGGUUUUUGCUUCUGCAGUUUCUCACUUUGGUUAGUCUCUGUGUGUGAUGCACAACCUGCCGAUGACUUGUGGAAACAACAGAAGAACCACUCGGGUGUGCAGUCGAACAGUGCCGGAUUGCACACAACAGUGCGAAUGGACCCUCAUUUGAGACUGACAGAUGAAGAACUCCCGUUUACUUAUAAAGGUAAUUAUACUAAGCCAGAUAAUGAAGUGUCUUCAACCGCGGCUGUGGAAGUGGCGGAAGAAAGCACAAAUGAAUCUAUUUUUACGGAAACGUUUUUUAAAAUUACGAUGACUUCUGCUAGCCAAGCGAAGACUGCAUCGAUGCAUCCUGCGCCUUCUACAACAAGUGUCCCUUUUAAUGUAACGGAAUUCUCUAGCACCGCCGAAGUGAACACAUGGUGGAGGAACCACUCUGGGCAGCCUGUGGCAACGUCGUUGGUGCUACAAGAGACUACCAGGCCACCGAGAAAUACAACAUUCUUCAGCACUUUGAAAAGCACAAUCAAGAAGCUCAUGUCUCAAGCCGGCAGUGGAUUUCUACGGAAGUUGUUCCAUGCUGACGUAUCUAGUGAAUGCGUCAUAGGCAUAAUCAAGUUUACGCAAGCUCUUCAAGAGUUAAAACCAUGGGCAUUGAGGCUGGUGGACGCUACAGCGAAGUACCCAAACGGCCUUUUCCAGAUGACACUAGCUGACCUCGGGGCUUACGACGAGUGUAUUGAGACGGUGGAGCGAGACACGGACGGAAUAGUGCAAGUUCGGGGUCAGUACUGUGAUGUGCAAAUUAAACUGACGGAUAACAACUCUGCCGUUGAUGAACUCACGCGGGCCGUUACCUUGUCCAACGCAAAGGCUGCGAAAUUCAAGAGCCUUAUCACUAAGCCGAGUCUGCCUGCUUUUCGGCUGGGCUUGUGCUUUAUCGAUGCUUGCAAAGAAAGAGACCUGACGAACAUGGGCCGUGCCAUCGCAGGAACUGGUGUAAAAGUUGACGUGAAGAACUGCGUGAGUAAUGAACCAGAAGAGAUGAACAGAGCCCAAAUGUGCAUCAUCGCAUCAUUGGUUGUUGUUGCAGCUAUUAUUGUUGCUGCAACAUGUCUUGACCUCUACGCUGAAACGCAAGACAAAAAACUGAUGAAAGUUCUUUCGCACAACUACUUCAUGGCGUUUUCAGUGCUAAGAAGCAGCAGGCUGCUGCGAAGCACCCAACCAAAUCACAACUUCGAUACGCGGUGUUUCCAUGGACUCCGGUUCUUGAGCAUAUACUGGGUCUGCCUUACUCAUAUGUACGUCCUCUUCAAUGCAAAUAUAUCGAGGCUAAUCAACACUGUGCAAUUCAGCCAGCACUGGACGUCACCCAUCCUAAUCGCUGGAUUUUUAAGCGUGGAUACCUUUUUCUUUUUGAGUGGUUUUCUGCUGUACCACAGCCUUAAUAACCAAAAAAGGAAUCGAAUCAUCGGAGUAGUCAUCAUGCUCAUCAGAAGAAUAAUUCGAACUACUAUUCCAGUAUUUUUUAUGAUCAUGUGCAUAUACCUACUGCCACUGAUGGUAUCGGGGCCCAACUCCAAGGAAUUUUACAACAGGUUUUACACUGAAGUGCACGAUCAAUGGUGGAGCUUGCUUCUGCAGAUUCGGAAUUGGAGAACAGAAGACUAUCAAACAGCUCCGAUGAUCCAAUUGUGGUACCUUUCCGCGGACUACCAGCUGUUUGUUGUCGCCGUGCUCGUAAUUCAGGCAUUCGGGACGAAAAAACGUUUGGUAGCUUUCGUCUUCACGGCGCUUUCACUGAUCACUUGCGGUGUUUCUGCGUGGCAGAUGUACGGAACAAACAUGUUGCCUUUAAUUAUUCCGUGGUACAGUUCUUACAGCGCUUUACAUGACACACUCCGGUUUUCCUAUUACUUGCCCUUCUACCACGCCGUGUGCUUCUUCUCUGGCUGCAUCACUUUUUUUCUGGUCAAAAAAUAUGGCAAGGCUGAAAUCUCAAAGGUGAUGCAAGCUUUACUUUGGUGUAUCGCCUUAUCUUGUGGCCUGUGCUGCCUGUUCAUGAAGCUUGAGUGGCACCGCAGCAAUGAACGGGCUACAUUGAUCAAAAGGAUGAUCGUUUCAUUCAGUGACCGCCUACUCUGGUCCAUCUGCAUUUCCUGGUUUUCAUUCGCUUGCAUCUCAGGCAGAGGAGGAUUUGUCAACAAGUUUCUAUCCUGGAAUGGAUUUGUGCCGCUUAGCCAACUCUCCUUCGGCGUCUACCUCAUUCACUUGCCCUUCUUACAUCUCAUGCAUCGCAUCGCCAGAGAAAGGAGGCACUAUUCUCACUUCAAUGUGGUGUCCGACUGCUUUGUUGUCCUGAUUUGGAGCUACAUGCUGAGCUAUGUUCUUUUCAUUGCCUGUGAAGCUCCUAGCAGACGUCUGGCUAACAUGGCCUUCAACCUACAAGGAAAGAACACUGCAAUGAUUCGCGCUACAGAUGACGACAAAAAGAGUACUUCAGACUAUAUGAGAAGUAAAGACUCUCGAUAUAUAGAAAUAGGGGACAAAAUGAUGAAACUAUACCCGGCAGAAAGCAACUCUUCAAAAGGGAAAGAAGAUGGCUCCAGCAGACUUUGAUCACACAAGUGUGUUAGAGCUGCGCUACUGAACUUUGCAAAUAUCUGCGUCCUCAAAAAUUGGUCUCUUUUGUAGCAGCUUUGGCCCCACGUAUUCAGAUAAGUGAUGAAUUUUGUAUUGCUCGCAUAUGUUCAUAUAUAGGUUAAGGAAGAACCAAUUACUAUAGCAAACGCCCUAAUAAUUCACACAAUGUGGCAAGAGCUGUCGAAAUAAAAGCUAAAUAAGAUUUA
Molecule: messenger RNA, 3203 nt
Organism: Rhipicephalus microplus (southern cattle tick)
Lineage: Eukaryota; Metazoa; Arthropoda; Arachnida; Ixodida; Ixodidae
Product: nose resistant to fluoxetine protein 6-like
Molecular function (GO): acyltransferase activity, transferring groups other than amino-acyl groups
Source: RefSeq, a predicted model, not a curated record